AAAGGAGCUGGAUGGGUUCCGCCAGAGUUGUUUGGCGCGGACGCGGGUUCUCUGGACGUAACGACCGCGGUCUUCGCGGGCUGAGGAGCCAGCCUUUGUGCACGCCUCAGGGAAAGUUACUAACCCUUCAGUAUCACCUUAUGUGUCUGGCUUAUGUGGGAUCUGGAGCUUUGAACGUGGAUCCUUAAGCUUCACAGUGAUGGCCCAUGAAGUUGCAAUGGACCUUGAUCUUCAGGGGCAGCAAGAUGGUGCUACAGAACAGCCUAUUCCUGCUGAAGUGGUCAGCAGCCAAGGGGAUUCACCAGUCAUGCAGCUUGCUCCUGCAGAAGUGGUCAGCAGCCAAGGGGGACCACCCGUCCUCCAGCCUGCUCCACCAUCUUCCAUUGACUUAACAGAGGAAAUACAGCAGCCAGAAGAAAAUGUGGAGAGUAUCGACCCAGAAGCUUCAGAGGAGCAUAGUGGGGGAUCUGAUGCUGACCACACUGCAGGAGCGUCUGUGUCACCUUCCAUGAACAACUUCAUCAGUGGGCUGCAGAGACUUCAUAAUAUGCUGGAAUUGCUGAGACCCCCGCCUUCAGACCAUAGUGUGGGACCAGUGAGAGCAAGGAGGAGGACAGGUUCCAUUUUACAUAGGGCAAGGGCCGGAGGGUCGCAGAGGACGGAUGAUGCCAGGUUGAGAACACCUUUGUAUGCCUACUUUCAGGUGAGUAGGAGCCAACCUUACUUGCCAGCUCCUGCUUAUGAUUCAGAAACUAGGAAUCCUUUAUUGAGUACUUCUGACUCGGAUGACAGUGACAGCACUACAGAAAAUGAAGACGUUGUUGUGGAGGCAGAAGAAACAGAGGCUGUCAUUUCAGCAGAGCCACAAGGAGAUACCUCAACAGAGCAAGAAGUUACAUGCGUCAGUGGAGGUGAGACCACUUCUAAACAGCAGUCUCCUGAGAAGUCCAGUGUUCUACCUUCUGCUUCUGUGGAUGAAGAAGAAGAUGGGGACACUUGCACAAUAUGUUUGGAACAGUGGACCAAUGCUGGGGACCACCGGCUCUCAGCAUUGCGCUGUGGGCACCUCUUUGGAUAUAAAUGCAUUUCUAAGUGGCUCAAAGGACAAACACGAAAAUGUCCCCAGUGCAACAAGAAAGCCAGGCACAGUGAUAUCGUUGUCCUUUAUGCCCGAACCCUGAGAGCUUUGGACACUAGUGAACAGGAACGCAUAAAAAGUGCCUUGCUGAAAGAGCAGAAGCUCAGGAAGCAGGCUGAAUUAGAGUCUGCACAGUGUCGGCUUCGACUUCAGGUCCUGUCUGAUGAAUGUUCUAAACUUCAUAGCCAUGUGCGGGACUUGGAAAAACUUGUUAUGCAGCAUAGGGAUCAAUGGGCACAGCCAUCUGUGGGCUCCCAGUCAUAUUUCAAUGACAUCCUUCCUUCCAGCAAGAGUCAGCACAAGUACCUCUUGGGAAAGAGCUUCACAGUGUCUCAGACAGGAAACUGCCGAACCAUGGCUCACUGUGAUGGCUUAAGCUGCCUGGUAGUAUCACAGCCUUCUCCUCAAGCUUCCUUUGUUCCAGGCUAUGGUGUUAAGAUGUUAAGUACUGCCAACAUGAAAAGUAGUCAGUACAUUCCUAUGCAUGGCAAGCAGAUUCGUGGAUUGGCUUUCAGCUGUCAUUCCAAAGGCUUGCUGCUCUCUGCUUCUCUAGACAACACUAUUAAACUGACCAGCCUGGAAACAAAUACUGUGGUCCAGACUUACAAUACUGGACGUCCUGUGUGGAGCUGUUGCUGGUGUCUUGAUGAAAGCAGUCACAUCUAUGCUGGACUGGCCAAUGGUUCGAUUCUAAUAUAUGACCUGCGAAACACAAGUGCUUAUAUGCAGGAGUUAGUACCUCAGAAGGCCAGGUGCCCUCUGGUGUCUCUGUCGUAUGUGCCCAGAGCUGCUUCAGCUGCGUUUCCUUGUGGUGGAGUACUGGCUGGAACCUUGGAGGAUGCUUCCUUCUGGGAGCUGAAGACAGACUUUACUCAUUCACCUCAUGUGCUGCACUUGGAGCCAGGGGGCUUUGUAGACUUUCAGACAGAGAGCAGCACUGCACACUGUCUUGUGUCCUACAGGCCUGAUAAAAAGCAUAGCAAAAUACGAAGUGUGCUGCAGGAAAUGUCCUAUAAACUGGAUGAUGCUGGAGAGCCGGUCUGCUCCUUCAAUCCUGUGCAAACAUUCUUCGGAGGACCCUCCUGUAAACUAUUGACCAAAAAUGCUAUCUUUCAAAGCCCAGAGAAUGAUGGCAGCGUCCUAGUAUGUACUGGGGAUGAAGCAUCAAAUUCUGCCCUGUUGUGGAAUGCCGGCAGUGGUUCCUUGCUGCAGGAACUGAAGACUGAUCAGCCCAUCGUGGACAUCUGCCCAUUUGAGGUGAACCACAGCAGCUAUUUAGCCACUUUAACAGAGAAAAGUGUGCUUAUUUACAAACGGGAGUGACUAUGUUCUUCACAUGUUCCAGUCAUGCUGCCGGUUAACAUUGUUUUCUAGCACCCACCAGCUCUGUGCAAGAUCUCUUUGUAUUUCCUGCAGGCUCCAACUUUUGGACCCUGGUUAAUUGGGUAUUAGUACGAAUUGUGAAUAUGCUACACAUAUCAAGAGUGACUGGUGCUUCAUCUCUAUUAUAGUCCAUUUCUCGGGUUAAAAACCUUCGUGGUUCUUGCGUGGGAAUUUUUAUUUCUUAUCUGAAUUCUACAGGAUCUUGGAGUCCUUGCUUGCAUCAGUCAUUAUGGAUAUGAGUGUCACCACACAUUUUGAGGCUAAGAUCCCUAACCCAGCUGAGUUCUCUUGUCUGUGGGAAUGGUACACGAAAGAGGAGGGCUAGCUCACUAUCUUGCUGCUUGGAUGUCUUACCCAUGCAGGAGUCAGUGUUCCAUUGAACAUCAAAGGGCACUGUAGUAUCUUGUGGAGAGUUUGAAUAUUUGUUCGUAACCUUUUAGUGACUUACUCUCACACCCCGAGUGUGUAGUAGUAGACAUCUGGUAUGAAUUGUGGAAGUAGCCAUUAACUGUUCCAGGUAUACCUGCCUAAGGAUGUUGGCAAGUCCAGUGCUGGAGGUGACUGUAUGGAGUGCCUUAGCUCAUGCUGAAUGCCUGAACUUAAGUUCAUUUCAAUGAGAGAACCAAGGAAAGGGACCAAUUGUAUGAGUAAUGGAUAGAGCCUUUUUUUCUCCCCUAGCUAGCUUAGGACCCUCAGAAUUUUUUUUCUAAGUCCUUUAAACACCAGUUUUUCAUCCUAAAAGAUAAGGAGAGAGACUUAAACAAUAGAGAUCAGCUACCUAGAGAAUGAAAGGAAAGGCUUAUUUCUCAUUUUGAUAAAAUUCCUUUCUGGAUAAAGCCAAUCCAUCAAAGUAAGGAGCAAUUAUGAUUCCCAGGUACAGGCUUCCCUAUGUGAAAAUGUUUGAUUCCAAGUUCCUUUGAAUUGCAUCCCUAACCUUUUCAAAAUGUGGUGUUAGUAAAAUGGUAAAGUAGCUGGUGACCUAUGGGUACAGGUAGGCAGCUACCCACUUUCAGUGUAGAAUGGUGGUUAUACUUGUUCCCAAUAGAGGAAGGGAUCAGGUUAAAUUUGUCUGCUUUGCCUAAGGCUCCUCCACUAAACCACUGUCCAUAGCAGGACAUGUUACUAGCUGUGAUUUUUCUCAAUUGUUGAUUAGGUGUUCUAUAAAUAUUCCGGCCUGUCAACUCCUGAGAUGUUUCUAAGGUCUUUCUUAUCAGCAAGGGAUUAAGGUAAAUUUCCUAGAGUUUGAAGUGUGUGUGUGUGUGUGUGUGUGUGU
Jaculus jaculus (lesser Egyptian jerboa) is the source of this 3794-nucleotide messenger RNA. RefSeq names its product ring finger and WD repeat domain 3 (gene Rfwd3). Gene Ontology annotation, biological process: interstrand cross-link repair; double-strand break repair via homologous recombination; protein ubiquitination. Lineage: Eukaryota; Metazoa; Chordata; Mammalia; Rodentia; Dipodidae. The transcript has 14 exons. Gene Ontology annotation, molecular function: ubiquitin protein ligase activity; protein binding. Bases 200 to 2461 code for a protein of 753 amino acids. The record is from RefSeq and is a predicted model, not a curated record. Gene Ontology annotation, cellular component: nucleus; site of double-strand break.